GUGCUCGGAGCGAGCGGGUAGCGCGUGUAGGGAGCAGGAAUCCGGGCUGUUGGACAAGUCGCUGCCGAGAUGUUCAGGAGGCACAUCCCAAUUUUGACAACAGACAUGAUCCCUCCAGCCAGGUGAACAGCAAACACUGCAGUCACCACAGAGCUCGCUCCUACGUUGCACAGCUUGCUGGAGGAUAGACGCUGCAAACUCGCGAACAGUGUUGUUUUUUAAUUCAUAAACUCCUCCCCAGUUGAAAGGCUGCAAGAUCACAUCCGAGAUGUCGAGGAAAAAGACACUAAAGAGCAAAGGUACCUCGUCUCCCACCACCACCUUACCGGCAGGACGAAGCAAAGAGCAGAAGAAGUCGGCGAAAGCCAACUCCGGGGCCCAGGGUCCGAUUAACGGGGUGGCCAUUCCAAACAGACCAUCCCUGAGUAACAGCAGCGAGUUUUAUGACAUUGCAUUUAAGGUCAUGUUAGUUGGAGACUCUGGCGUAGGGAAAACCUGUUUGCUGGUGCGCUUUAAGGAUGGAGCGUUCUUAGCAGGAAGCUUUAUUUCUACAGUGGGAAUUGACUUCAGGAACAAAGUGUUAAACGUGGAUGGAGUGAAGGUUAAGCUACAGAUCUGGGACACUGCUGGCCAGGAGAGGUUUCGCAGCGUAACUCAUGCCUAUUACCGAGACGCCCACGCUCUGUUGCUGCUCUAUGAUGUCACAAGCAAAACAUCAUUUGACAACAUUCAGGCUUGGCUGACAGAGAUCCAUGAAUACACAACACAAAGCGUGGUCAUCAUGUUACUGGGAAACAAGGCUGAUGCAACUCAGGAGCGAGCAGUAAAGAAAGAGGCAGGAGAAAAGUUAGCCAAGGAAUACGGUGUGCCCUUUAUGGAAACAAGUGCCAAAACUGGCCUAAAUGUUGAGCUGGCAUUUAUGGCCAUUGCAAAAGAACUGAAACAUAGGUCAAUUAAAUCACCAAAUGACCCCAAGUUCAAGCUCCACGACUACGUGAAUGCCGAGAUGAAAGGCACAGGCUGUUGCAGCUCGUAACUCCCUCGGCCAUGCUGCUGACAUACUGGUACAAGACUGAUCCGCGUUCAACAGCCAGGACACUUCUCCUUGUGCUCUACCAUCCUUUGUAAAGUCCUUGCAUGUCUGUACUUGUUGUCUGUACAUUUGACAAGUGUUUAAUCCAAGGAGAAGACCUUGAAUUCACGCAGAGGGUGUGUGGAAUAAAGACGCUAAAACUUAAAUGACGGCAAAUCAGGAUCGAAAUCAUUAUCCUUGAUUGUUUACCUAAUCAAAAUCUGCUUUUGCUGAAUAACGGUUUGUAUCAGUAGAAAAACAACAAUGUGUAGGACAGUAAAUAUACAUCGAUGUCCGUGAAAGUAUGCUGUGUAUAUUUUUAAAAUCCUUUUAAUUUAACUUCAUUCGGGAACAGUGGAGAGUCCACGUCUGAAAAUAAAUCAAGAUACUGGUUGCAAGGAAUAACUUGGAAAGUGAAUUCAACAAGUUGCUGAAAUACUGAAAACCUUUUUUUAAGAACUAUGAAGUUGGACUUAAUGAUAAUUUUAUUAAUAGCUACAAGAUCCGUACAAAAUGUUUUUGAAGUAAACACACUAGAGUGGAUAGAAAUGCCGGUGAAUAUGAUUGGAAAUCAUCGUCGUUAUGUGCUGUGUGGUAUGACAUUAUCAUUAUGUGCCAUGUUGUAAGACGUGGGCAAUCACAGUCUUUCCAUAACAAUGAUUGCUCUUGGCAAAUUUUUCUACAGAAGUGGUUUGCCAUCGCCUUCUUCCGGACAGUGUCUUUACGAGACGGGUGACCCCAGCCAUUAUCAAUACUCUGCCUGACACCAGUGGUCGCAUAACCAGGACUUGUGACAUGCACCAGCUGCUCAUAUGACCAGCUAUUACCUGCUCCCAUACUUCACGUGAC
Molecule: messenger RNA, 1921 nt
Organism: Hypanus sabinus (Atlantic stingray)
Lineage: Eukaryota; Metazoa; Chordata; Chondrichthyes; Myliobatiformes; Dasyatidae
Product: ras-related protein Rab-26-like
Exons: 9
Coding region: 269-1036 (255 amino acids)
Cellular component (GO): endosome; Golgi apparatus
Molecular function (GO): GTP binding; GTPase activity
Source: RefSeq, a predicted model, not a curated record